UAAAUCAUAUACCAAAAUUGUACUAUUUAAACUUAUAAACACAGAUUUUACCUACAAUGAAGCUUCGCCCAGUGGACAAGAUUUGGCCAAAUGACUUUAAUGAGUGUAUGCAAAUGUCUGCCAUUAUAGGACUUAUACCUAUAGCUUACUAUAUUCUCAUGACAAAAGUCCUGCCAGAAUUGCUGGAUUAUGGCACUCCCGGCUACAUAUUACUCCAGUUGCUGGGUAUGUUCCUCUUCUCCAAUCUGAUGUCCAAUUUCUUUAUGUGCAUGCUAGCGGAUACCUCCAUUGAUCCCUGGAUAAUGAGCUUGCAACUGGAACGUGAAAAUAAAAAGCCUAUAAACUGGCAUGAAUGCGACAAGUGCGAUAUCUGGGCUCCACCACGAUCCCAUCAUUGCAAGAUUUGUCAUGUGUGUGUUCUCAAGCGGGAUCAUCACUGCACUUUCAUCGGUUCCUGCAUCGGUCAUGCAAACUAUAGAUACUUUUUCUUUUUUAUCAUCUAUUCGGUGAUCUCCUCACUAAUUGCCUUUAUAGCCAAUCUUGUCUUUAUCCAUGCCCUAAGAGGAGGCAGCCACAAGUUUGUGUUGUUACCAUUUGCCAAUGCAGUUUAUGAUAUUCAAAAUUUAAAUGAAGAUGGAAAAUUAAAUCUGUUGGAGAUAUUUAAAAGCUUGAUACCCGGCAAUUUUUGAGAUUAUAUUUGCAAUCCUCUUUGGCUUAAAUACGCUACUUCUUUUCUUAAGCAUAUACUUUUUGUAUAGAUUUUUGCCCAUCCUGAUAAGGGGUGCAACCUAUUACGAGUUAAAGAAAGAGAUAUUUACCUAUGAUCGUGGUCUAAACUUGAACUUUCAAAUGAUUUUGGGCACUCGAAUGAAGUGGACUUGGAUCUCGGCAUUUAUUUCCAGUCCAUUGCCACACGAUGGCAUUCAAUGGUUGACAGAAGAUAAAGAUGCUGACGAUGCUAAGCAAUCGGAGAUGAAAAAUUGUGUAUCAUAAUAAAGAGCAUUAUUAUUAAAGAAUUUGAAUUCAAAUGAAGAAAAGUUUAACAUUUUCUUGAUUAUUAAGAACAAAGCUCAAGUAUUAUGUCAUUCUUCUAUAUAGCAACAAAAACAUCUUUCCCGAAAUCGAUUCUGUGAGCUGCCCGAAGAAGUGACGACAUUUGCCUUUCUGGAG
Drosophila serrata is the source of this 1170-nucleotide messenger RNA. RefSeq names its product putative palmitoyltransferase ZDHHC24. Lineage: Eukaryota; Metazoa; Arthropoda; Insecta; Diptera; Drosophilidae. Gene Ontology annotation, molecular function: palmitoyltransferase activity. The record is from RefSeq and is a predicted model, not a curated record.